AGCAGCCGCUGGGGCGUCUGCCGCCGAGAAACGGAAGUGUAGGUGACGGUCUGAGGCAGCACCGCCAAGCUGGGAACCGGGGAGAUGGCCGAGACGGACCCCAAGACAGUGCAGGAUCUCACCUCGGUGGUGCAGACACUCCUGCAGCAGAUGCAAGAUAAAUUUCAGACCAUGUCCGACCAGAUCAUCGGAAGAAUUGAUGACAUGAGCAGUCGCAUUGAUGACCUGGAGAAAAACAUCGCAGACCUCAUGACACAGGCCGGGGUGGAAGAGCUGGAUGGGGAAAACAAGAUCCCUGCCACACAGAAGAGUUGAAGGCUGCUCAUCUGCACUGGACUCUGCAGCACCCUUUGUACAAGCUGAGAGGAGACAGUGGCUUUUUGCAACUAACUACUAUGUGUAGACAGGUUUUAUAUUAUCAAGUGUGCAUUCUUCUUACCACGUCCUAUAGAGUUAGUUUAUAGAGUGAUUUCCCUCCCCUGCCCCCCAUGUUUCCUGAACGUGGUAACUUCACAUCUUGGACCUUGGUCAGUUGUGCUAUUAAACACUAAAACUUUGGCAGUUCCUGCAUACAAUUGUCAAAUUUUUUAGUGUAUUUUUGUGAGGUUAUGUUUUUUUCUAUCAUUCCCUUUGUAGUAGUUGCUGUUUGAUAAAAGUUGCUAUGUAAUUUUUUUAUUAGACAUAGGGUAGAUCCUUGGUUAUAAUUAGAUCUUGUGAAGUAAGGCAUUUAUAGUUAAGGUUCUUUGAUUCUCAGAGUGACUGUUGAGUGAACACCAAAUAAUGUGUCAGUGAUACUUUCCAAGUGGUUAAAAACAUUUAAAAUUGUGUAUUCAGAAAUAUCUGUCACUACUCUGUCACCAAAACUCGAAAUGGAACCACGAUCUUAUGUCUGAGUCCCUGAGGUCAGAUGCUACAGUAACGGAGAGUGACCACUGCCACUUUAGUGUUAGAAUUUUUAAAUACAGAAAAUGACAGAGUUGCCUGAUGUGAUGAGGCUUUAAGUAGUUAGAGUUUUGCAUGAGAUUUGAAUACUUCAGUAGGAGCCUACAUUGUUCAUCUACAGUAGUUACCAUAGGAAAUCUGGCAGGAUUUUACAACUCAGUUACUUCAUCUUUUGAGCUGCUGACUGGGAAAAAAAAACAGAAGAGGAAAACAGACCAUGUUACGUCCACAGCAGUCGCUUUGGCUAGAAGAUGAUAAAUAACUUGUAGUAGGCUUGAGUUGUUAAGAAAUACUGUUUCUUUGAACUGUUUCUCACCUAAAUUUGAGCAGAGUAGUGGCUUUCUUAUCAAUGGUGGGAGACAGAGACAGUAACUCCUGCGGCUCAGCCUUGCAGCGUCAGGAGUGCUGAGCCCGGAGGCAGUGUCGCUGGGAAGGAGGCCCUGCGCCUGGCACAGCAGGAUGGUCUCGUACAGAGAAGAUGGGAGAAGUUAAGAAAUGGAACAGUGCUUUGGAGAGGGAAACCCGUAGUCAACGCAGUAGGAGUUUUUUAAAAGUUUCCUGUGUCGCCAGUCUUAAUUGUUUGUAUUGCAAAUAUAUAAUAAUAUUAAGGAAUAAUUUGUCCUGUUUAUAAAUUAUAUGGGGAACACAAAGGAGUCGAUUUAUUCUGGGAUAAAAUGAAUUCCCCACUUUUAUCACCGAGCUGCAGAAACUCCCUCACUGGGCCGGUAGGUUGUGCUGCGACGUGUGGCCCUGAAAGCCCAGAGAGAGCUGCCUCUGAGACUGGACAGAACAUGCAGGAUGCUUGCAGGCCUGGGAGUUGGCAAGUGGACAGUCGGGACGUAGGAGUUGGCUUCCUUAAGUAACUGAAAGGUUUCAGAGGAAGCGCCCCUGACCAAAAAUACCUGCCAUGAAUAAAGGUGCCUGAAAUUCUGCUGUUGACGCUUCCUUUGUGUCCAAAAUGAUUGGCUUGGUUUUCUGCAUUUUCAUACCAUUUCAGAUGAUUGGCUAGAACCCCGGGAAGGAUUCAGGACCAAUAGCCAACGUGGGGAUGUGAGGCACGGGGGGAGCCUGUGCUGCCAGAAGGGAAGCCAGGGAGCACAGAAGACUCGGCUGCAGGGCUCGCCGACCACAGUGGAGGAAAGCAGUACCCUGCAGGGUCCAGAGGGAAGCCUUCGGGAGUGUGCUCCCCCCGGACACUUGUCCCCAAGAAGCCCCAGCAAGGAAGGGUUUGUGCUCACUUGGGGUGGAAUCUUCCAGGCUCAUGUGAUUCACCUGAUGAAAGUUCACAAUGUGAAUCAGCACAGGAGAGGCUCUGAGUCCCCAGCGCAGAAAUGGGACUUAACUCACCUGCCAGUUUCCAACUCACUUGACCAAGCAUCUUUUUUUAUACUUAGCACCUAAUUAACAUUUCAUUGAACCAGCCUGUGAUGCGAAGCACGC
Hippopotamus amphibius kiboko is the source of this 2382-nucleotide messenger RNA. RefSeq names its product heat shock factor binding protein 1 (gene HSBP1). The transcript is spliced from 4 exons. NCBI's taxonomy places the organism in Eukaryota, Metazoa, Chordata, Mammalia, Artiodactyla, Hippopotamidae. The record is from RefSeq and is a predicted model, not a curated record. The coding region runs from base 85 to 315 and encodes 76 amino acids. Gene Ontology annotation, cellular component: nucleus; cytosol. Gene Ontology annotation, biological process: cellular heat acclimation. Gene Ontology annotation, molecular function: transcription corepressor activity.